AUGGGCUGCACACCAUCUCACAGUGAGAUUGUCAAUACUCUUGCAAGAAGUGGCCUUAAGGCUUUGAAUAAGCCCAAAGGUGUUUUGCAUAUUGAUCCAACAGACAAAGGAAUUCCGCUGCUAGUUAAAGGUUCAUCUUGCUACAGUUUUGAUGAACUUCAGCAAUAUGGGGUCCAGAGGAAUGACUGCCUGAUAGAAACCAAGGAGAAAACAUCUGAGCGGGAUAAGAGUGAUCAUUUGCAGUGUUCUUCCAACUCUCAUCCAAAGGUCCCCAUUUCCAGGGAAGACAAAGUAAUUGAGAGGACAGCCACAGAGGCUGAAGUUAUAUCCAAACUGAUUGAAUCUCAAAAACACAUCACUGAGGCUAUACAGAUCAGAAAGCAAAGCUCCUGUGAAUCAGAAGCAUCAGUGUUCAUUUUGGAUAAUAAGAACGAAAGCAACGCAAAGCAAAUCCUAAAGAAAGGGAAGAAGCCAAAGAAUCAGAAGUCAGCAAAACAAGGUCGACUUAGCAAAACUAAAGAAAAGUCCAUUUUGUCCCCGUGUGAGACAGAGGAAAAGGUGGAUUUCCCAGAACUGCUUGUUAAGGCUCAUCAGAGUGCAUACGCUUACUUAAAUCCCAAUCUUUCCAAGUAUGAAGCAAUACUUCAUAUGGCUGAUCAGGCUGCCCAAACUCAGCUCUUCCUACAACAGAUGGUAAGCUUCCUCGUGCUUCGCUUUGAUGAAAUCAACCAGCUCUUGGAAGAAAUUGCUAAUGAUGGGGAAAAUCUUCUCAAAAACGUGGGGGGGAAUCUGGCAUGGCCAUCAGAAAAAGGUGAUUUGAAGGAGCACCCUGAUCUUCUGCAACAACUACUGCAAUACACAAUCAAUAAAAUGCAGUUACUGAAUGGAACGCUAGCCUCUCUCACCUCCGAUGCCCUGCAGGAGACAUGCAACUACCUGCAGACCGCUGCAAGCAACUUGGAAGGAAAACUGAAAGCAAAGCAAAUGUUUGAUGAGCGCCUGCUUCAGACAGUAAGGCUGCUUGAAGCCUCAACCGUAGGGAACCCUCAGUUCCAUGGUGAUGACAGGACUCUCUGUUCUGAGGACAGUGGCAUUGGUGUGGACAAUGAAUCCCUCAAAGACUUCAGUCCUUUCAGCCAUCUUGGAGCACAAGCAAGCCUUGAUUCCUCUGCACAUGGUGUUCUGUCCCAGAAGCACAGCAGAAUGAUGGAGCAUAUCCACAAUGGGACAAGGCCACCAGGCACAGCCACAUCUCAUAACUCCACACUCGAAAUGCAUUUUAAAGAUGUGCUUCAUUCAUCUGUACAGAGUAGAGAAGGAACUACUUGUCGGGGAGGAAUACCAGAAGGUAUUUCCACCAUGGCACAAGAUGCAAGCUUGAGUAAAAGCCACUCCUGUAACUCCUUCCAGUCUGACUCUACUCAAGAACAUGAACAUUUCCAAGUUGGUGAAUCAAUAGAUUUUCCUUCAGAUGAUGAUGAUGAAGGGAGCACCCUGGGGGAGGAUGACAACACAAGUUUAUCAGAAAUGGGGAAGGAUGCCCUGCCAAAGAGGCCCCAGACCUCACCUGAAGUCACUGAUGACACAAAAAGGCAGUCUAUCAAAAGGACAGAAAAUGCAGAAGCAGAGGAAAUGAUUCUGAAGAUGAAAGAUGCCAUCAGUGAAAAAAUCAAAUUUGUCCCAGCUAAGUCUAGGCAUAAAGAGUGGAUGGAGGAUGAGAGUGGAACUGCCAUCUUAACAGCAAGGCCCAGUACAGCAACAGGCAGACAGAAAACCUAUGGUAAACACCGACGAUCCCGGUCAGAGGAGUCCCUCAGAAGCCAGGCAGAGGACCCAACCCUCCUAGAGCUUCAGAGAACUCAAAAGGAGCUCAGCAAAAGGCUAGAAAUGUUUUAUGAAAAGAAGGAGACAGAUAACAACAAAGAGCCUAGGAAACUAAGAACAACAUGUUACUUGCAGGAUGAGCAAGUUACUUCUAGGUCUUCUAGCAAACUGAAGGCAUGCCUCUCAAAAAAUUUCAGCAUCCUGCCUAACCAGGAUAAAGUCCCUUCGUACAUAGUUGAUCAAAAUCCUGCCCAUCAGCUGGAUGAAAAAAGAGACAAGAAGCCUUUGAAAGCUACUAUGCCCACCCAGGAGACGUCAUCAGGGAAUGAAGAAAACAAGCCUUCUGGAACUCAAACGCUCAGUGGCAGCAGUUGUGCCCCCCGCCAGUCUGUCAAAAAGCUCAUUGAAACAUUCAGUCCCACUGAUGAGUUUGGAAAAGCCGCACCUUUGAAAUCUUUAGGACCAGUAAAAUGUGUCAGAAAGUUUGGACUUCCAGUCAUCCCACCCACUGUUCCCUUUCAGAGAGGCCUAGUGCCUUUGAAUGUUAAGCAUCGCAUUUCGCCAGUAGAAGGCACAAACCUUUCAAACAACAGUGGAGUUUGUUCUAACUUUCCAAAUGCCUUUCCUCCUAUACCAGCAGCAGCAGAAUUAAGCAAGGACGCAAAGGAAGAGACAGAUGAAGAUAUUGAGAACUUGCCACCACCACCCCCUGAAAUGCUCAUAGACAGUACUUUUGACUCCUGUGAGAUGGAAGAAACUGCAAGAAUAGAAGGAAGCUCAUCAGAAGAUGCCAAAAAGCCUGCCAAAACAGAAUUUCAAGCUACUAAGAGAACACAAGUCUCCCCAAAAAUGAGGGCCUCUCUUCAGUCCAUUGACUUAUUACCAAGCAAAAAUAUCAAUGGCCCCAAUGUGGCUGCUAACAAAGUUCUAAGGAACAGUGAACCCAGGGAUGAUAAACUGCAGAUAUAUUCUCUGGAGUUGAACCCUACCAAUGUGCACAUCCCUAGUCAGGAAGAGAUAUUAGCGACCCAGAGAAAAGAGGCUGCAGAUUUGUACAAGCAAACGCAUAAAAUUAUUCCUCUUCAAAAUCCCAGCGGGGUUUCAAAACCACACAGCAACAGCUCAGAGAGCAUGGAGGCCAAUUCACCCACAACUUCAGUGCCACACCAGAAGCACGGCUCUCCUGACUCUCUCAGGAGAAACGAAAAAGGCUCAGUGUUCUCCAGGAGGGUGUCCCCAGCGAGAACCCCUCCUCCUUCUCCGCCAACUGAGAAACGGCUUUUCAGCCCUCCAACACAUCAUAGACACUCUCUGCAAGCUUUUAGCAGCCCCCAGCCCAGCUCGCCCACCAUGCAGAGGAAACCCAGCCCCCCUGCCAGCCCCAGAGCACCCAGCCCUCCCUCACAGAAGAAGCUGCCCUCUCCACCAGCCCAGCGCAAACUGCUCAGCCCUCCUGCAGAGCAUAAGCAGAGCUCAUCAAGCCCACACCGGCCACCAGGCUCCCCAGCAUACCGCCGUGACACAGCCCCUGCUCCAUUCCCCAUCGCCCCAUCCCCACCAACCUCCCCAUCUCGCUCCUACAGAGGAUCAAGAGCAGGUCUGGAUGCCGGGGAUGAACCCCAGCCUUCCUCCACCAAAAAGGGCAGCAACGUACAUUCAAUAUUUUGCCCAGCCACCUCUUCCUUAUUUGAAGCAAGACCUCCACCAGCACCCAGCAAACCCUCAGAGGAGGUCACGGGUCAGCCUGAAGCCUCAAAACCUUCCCAAAAGAGCAGCCUGCUUUUCCAGCAGCUGGGAGCUCGAACCAGAAAGCUGUCCCUGAGCGCUGCCAAUCCUCAGCCAUUUGUGAAGAGAAGUUUCUCUGACCGACGACCAGGGGUCCGGUUCUUCCUUCCAGCUCCUGUGUCAGCUGCCAGUGAACCCGCUCUUAACCAAGCAAGCAUGGACGAGAGCCCUAGAAAAGCAGGCGACUCUUGGAGCAACCCUUGUGCCCCAGAAAUCAAAGAGUCCAACAGAUCUGCUUCCCACCCGGAGCUCUACAUUGUGGGCCAGAGGCUGCAGAGGGACUGACUGCAGAGGCAUGAGGAGGGAACAGCCUUACCCAAGCUUCCAAAACGCUGCUCCGUUAUUUUUAAUCACAAGGAAACAAUAUGAUGGCACUGCAUCUGAAAACCCAAACCUCUCGACCUCCAGAGGAAAUACCAGAGUGAUAACCAGCUGCUUCUCCUGAUUGCAACUCAAAGGUUUGCUUUCAGCAACAGAAAUGCUUGCCAGUUCUGCAAGUCUGA
This is a messenger RNA of Centrocercus urophasianus (Greater sage-grouse), 4112 nucleotides long. It is a transcript of the gene PCARE, whose product is annotated as photoreceptor cilium actin regulator. The record is from RefSeq and is a predicted model, not a curated record. The transcript has 2 exons. Gene Ontology annotation, cellular component: photoreceptor inner segment; photoreceptor outer segment. Lineage: Eukaryota; Metazoa; Chordata; Aves; Galliformes; Phasianidae. Gene Ontology annotation, biological process: photoreceptor cell outer segment organization; protein localization to photoreceptor outer segment. Bases 1 to 3894 code for a protein of 1297 amino acids.